This is a messenger RNA of Funneliformis geosporum, 1361 nucleotides long. The record is from the annotation of a GenBank genome assembly. Lineage: Eukaryota; Fungi; Glomeromycota; Glomeromycetes; Glomerales; Glomeraceae.
AAAAAAACUUGGAAGAAACUCAAACUAGAAUGGUAAACCAACAAAAAGAAAUUGAUAAAUUAACCACUUACUUAAAAAAUAGCGGGCUAAUUAGCGGUGAAUUAACUUCCGGGAUAGUUUGCUUAGAUGUAGUAGUUAAAAACAUGGCUAAUGAACUAGCCGAAGUUAAAACAGCGAACCUUGAAUUACAAAAUAAUUUGGCGGAAAAAACUGGGGCUAAUGCUACCCAAUUAACUCAAAUAACUAAUCUUCAAAAAGAAUUAGAGCAAUUGGAAACAACUUCUCAACUUUAUUAUCAGACUAACGAGGCGGAAAAACAACAAUUACGCCAACAAAUUAGCCAGGAGCAACAAAAUACUACGGCCAAAGAGCGAGAUAUUGAGCAACUAGCACGAGAAAAAAACCAAUUAGAUAAUCUUAUUAAAAUUAAAGAGGAGGAAUUAAAAGCCUUACAAGAACAAUUAAGGCUAACGAACCUUAAUAAUGUCCGCCAAAUUGCUAAUCUUAACUCUCAAAUUAAUACUCUACAAGCCGAAAUAGAAAACUUAACCGAAACAAGCGAACAAAUUAGGCUUAAAUUACUAGAAUUAACCGGCAAUUUUAGCAAAGAAAGAAUAAUUGCCCACUCUUACCGCGGACAACGCGACCAAGAAAGGAAGCAAGCUAAAACUGACCAAACUAAUUUUAUUAACCAAAUCCGGGAAUUAAAAGCCAUUAAUCAGCAAAAGCAAGAAGCAAUUGAAGAGUUAGAAAAUGACCAAGUCAUUAAAGAUGAAACCCUUAAUUUACAAGAACAAACUAUUAACGCUUUAAGAGAGAAUUUAAAUAAUUCAGCUAGCGAAAUAAUUACUCACUGCGAGCGAGUGGAGGAAUUAGAUAAUUUAUUAAGUGAUAAAACUAACCAAUUAGCCCAAGUUGAUAACGAACUAACCGCCACUAAUAAUCAAAUCACCAACCUAGAAAGCCAAUUAAACGAAUUAGAAAGCAUUGCUGAAAGCUACUAUCAAACUAAUUCUAAGCAAAAUAAUAAACAAAGCAAAAAGAUAGCCAAGUUAAAAGCCAAAUUAACCCAAGCCUGGGCUAAUAAACAGCAUAAUAUUUUAAGGAUAAAUAGUUUAAAUAAUAAAAUAAAUAAUCCGCCACUUCAUUCUUGCUCCCCUUGUCCUUUAAUUCACCUUCCCGAGCCUCAUAUUUGCCCUAUUAUUAAUAAAAUAGAUUGUUCUCAUACUGAUUACGACACUAUAAAACAAGAACGCGACCAAUAUCAGCAAGAAUUAACCAAUCAAGCCCACGAAUUUAUUCAAAGGUUAAAUACUACUUUUAAUUUAAAUUUAACUGAAAACGAUAUAAACUUGGAUAAA